AUGAACUUUUUAACUUUAUCUACUGAAAUUGUUGAUGAAAAAGCUGCCGUCAAAUUCUUCCAAAGUCAUGGAAUAAUUGCUGAAGAAAAGGAAUGCAGCAAUGGGCAUCAAAUGAAAAUACAGUUUGGAAAGUAUUUUCGUUGGAGAUGCUACAUUAAAAAAUGUGGAAUACGAAUUGGAACCUGGUUUCAAGAUACCAGGCUCCCCUUCCGCACAGCAGCUCUAUUUAUUUAUAACUGGGAGGAAGAACGGACUUCUGUGGAUUUCUGCAAGAAGGAGCUUUAA
Messenger RNA from Strongyloides ratti, 285 nucleotides. RefSeq lists its product as hypothetical. The record is from RefSeq and is a predicted model, not a curated record. Bases 1 to 285 code for a protein of 94 amino acids. NCBI's taxonomy places the organism in Eukaryota, Metazoa, Nematoda, Chromadorea, Rhabditida, Strongyloididae. The transcript has a single exon.